CAGCAUAUGUCGGAAUCAUUAGUCGCUGACAAGCCGCAAAAUGGCAGAGACCAUAAAGUUGUUGUGUUUAUGUGUAAUUUUCAGUGUUAUUAAAACCAGUCGUACUCAACUUGGUAUUGCAGAACGCGAAGAUGAAGUAAAUAAUGGUUACAGCAAUCAGGAGAAGAGAACCUAUAGUCACAGAUUAAAUAAACCUUACUUUAAAAAUGAAAAUUCCUAUCAGAACGCGAGGGACACUUUAAAUGAAAAGGAAAAUAAGAACAAAAGUCAAAACAUUAAUAUUCCAAGUCAAAAUAUGAUGCAAACUGCAAAUACGACGAAGAAAUCCAGUCAAAAUGUAGAGGGAAAUUUGAAUCAAAAUGUGAUAGAAACUGAUACGAAGAAAACAUUGAGUCACGAUACCACUGAAAGUUCAGAUCAAAAUUUACCAGUCAGUUCAACUGAAAACCUGGUUAAAAUUUCUAAUGAAACAGUGACCAACAUUUCAAGUGAAGAUAUUAUAGAAAUAAGUCGAAUUAAAAUAGAAAUUGUGAGUGCAAAUGUGACGAAUUCUUCCGAUGUAAAUAUGAAGGAAACUUCAACUGAAAAUGUGGAGUUAAAUCGAAGUGUAACAGAAACGUCGGCUCGAAAUAUAACAGAAACUCCAAGUGAAAAUGAGUCAAAAACCUUUCAUGGAAAUAUGACGAUAUCUUCCAAUGAAAUUGUGACCGAGAAUGUGGUAUUGAACCAAAAUGGGACAGAAAUUCUAGUGCAAAACGAGACAGACACUCAGACUGGAGUUGGGAGGAAUAUUUUUAUUGAAAAUGAAACUUCGACUUUGAAAACUGUUACUAAAAAGAAUGUAACAACAACGCUUGUGCCAGAAGAAAAUAUGAUUAGAGAAUGUGAGACACCGAAUAACAGCUCUGGAUUCUGUGUAAAUAUCAGAUCGUGUCCUAUCCUUGUACAACAACUGAAUAAUAAGGAAAUGUGGCCCUUUAUACGGGCAUCCUCGUGUGGUAUAUCCAAAGAUGGUAACCCCAAAGUAUGUUGUGAAAAACACAGUAACUUCCAAAAUGAUAAAAAUAUUGCAAAACUGUGUGGUUACCAGGAGCAGCAUUUCCGUCAAAGGAUAAUUGGUGGUAGAGAGGCUUCUCUAGGUGAAUUCCCUUGGAUGGCUCUUCUUAUACACAGAAACAAAAGGGGCGAGAACAUACUCGGUUGCGCGGGUUUUUUGAUAGGUGUAAAAUACGUCAUUACAGCAGCCCAUUGCACACACUCCAGUGCCACUAAACAAAGAGGACCAAUAAUUUCUGUUCUGUUAGGAGAACACAAUACGCAAACAACUGUAGAUUGCUCAGGAAAUGACUGUGUUAAAAAUAUUCAGAAUAUAAUUAUUGAUAAAGUGACGACUCAUCCUAAUUAUGAUCCUAAAAUCUCAGGACAAUUCAACGAUAUCGCUAUUAUUAAACUAGGACAAGAGGCUGUAUUAACAAAUUUCGUUCAACUCAUUUGUCUGGUAAUGGACGAUACUCAACCUUCUACUAAAUAUACCUUAAGUGGUUGGGGCAAUACUGAGAAAGGAGCAAGAAGCGAAAUAAAGUUGAAGGUAGAAGUACCCCUGUUCGACAAAGCUCAGUGCAUUAAAAAAUAUUCUUUGUACAACAUAAAAAUCGUUGAUACUCAAAUCUGCGCUGGAGGAGAGUACCAAAAAGAUUCCUGCGCAGGAGAUUCUGGAGGUCCCCUGAUGAUGUCUGAUGAUAAGGGAAUUUGGUAUGCAUCCGGCAUUGUGAGUUUCGGUAUGGGCUGUGGAGAGACAGGAUGGCCUGGGGUAUACACGAACAUAACGAAUUUUUUGCCCUGGAUCAAAUCUCAAAGAACAAGAAGCGAAAUAAAGUUGAAGGUAGAAGUACCCCUCUUCGACAAAGCUCAGUGCAUUAAAAAAUAUUCUUUGUACAACAUAAAAAUCGUUGAUACUCAAAUCUGCGCUGGAGGAGAGUACCAAAAAGAUUCCUGUGCAGGAGAUUCUGGAGGUCCCCUGAUGAUGUCUGAUGAUAAGGGAAUUUGGUAUGCAUCCGGCAUUGUGAGUUUCGGUGUGGGCUGUGGAGAGACAGGAUGGCCUGGGGUAUACACGAACAUAACGAAUUUUUUGCCCUGGAUCAAAUCUCAAAUGACGUAAUCAUAAGAAAUUAAAGGAAAAAAUACCCGAAGGAAUCUAGCAGGUUAAGUAUGGGCGACGUAAUCCACUACCAAUUACAAUAUUUAUUUUGAGAAAUUAUAGAUCUCCCCCUUUCAAAAGAAAUAUAUGGGUGGAAACUCUUAACUUUACAUUUUUUUUUUGCUAAAAUACCAAUGUGUAGGAAAAAGGUUUUCUAUAAAUUAAAUGACCAUAAAACAUCCUUUUUGGUUUUCCUAGUGGAUAUUCAAUCUAAGUAAAUCCAUAAUGUCGUUAUUUUUUAGUAAAAUGAAUAUCCCACUUAUUUUAAAAUGAUUAAUUUAAAAGGAUUUAUGAUUCUUUAUUGCUGAGCUUAUAAAAGGGAAAUGGUAAAAAAGUUAGGCAAGUUUAAAAACAAUUAUAUAUAUGAAAACAUCAGUCACAAAAGUUUUAUGGCAAAGGAAUUAGGCAAAUGUAAAAAAUAUUACGCCUUUAUUUCGACUUGGGACUUCUAAUGUUAUCUUAAUAAAUUUAAUUUUUAAUUAAUUACGUAUUAUGAUAUUUACAGUAUUUUUUACAGUAUUUCACCAUGUCAGCACUUCUGAAACUUUCAUAAAUAAAAUUUAACAGGUGAACUGUAACUUAUGAUUUUUAAAAACCUAACUUGAGGGCAUGUCCAUAAAAACUGCCAUAAAAAAUGUUUCUCUGAUCUGUUCGGAAAGAAAUAUAAUACAAAAAAAAACCUGGUGCGAUAUUGAGAAAUACUUACUCCUUUCUUUUAAUAUUUUGGGUAGAAAUCGAGAAAAAAAAUUGUAUAAUUAAGAGCUACUACUCUUAUAUUUCUCUUAAAAGGGAGGGCUCUGAUCUAAAAUUUACCAAACUUUAGAUAAUAAGCAGUAUUUUGAGAAUAUACACGCUGUAAUUGGUACUGGGGUAGUUUACCCAUGCUUACUCUGCUAGUCUCUGUUUGCUUCUUUACAUAUGUUAAAAGUAUACAUAAAAUGAGAAAACUUAAGUUAAAAGACAUGUUAUAAAUAUUAAAUAAAUGAUAAUUA
This is a messenger RNA of Anoplophora glabripennis (Asian longhorned beetle), 3189 nucleotides long. RefSeq lists its product as uncharacterized. Gene Ontology annotation, biological process: proteolysis. The transcript has 7 exons. Gene Ontology annotation, molecular function: serine-type endopeptidase activity. Bases 41 to 2158 code for a protein of 705 amino acids. NCBI's taxonomy places the organism in Eukaryota, Metazoa, Arthropoda, Insecta, Coleoptera, Cerambycidae. The record is from RefSeq and is a predicted model, not a curated record.